Messenger RNA from Diaporthe amygdali, 3906 nucleotides. Its product is annotated as sensor protein. Gene Ontology annotation, cellular component: membrane. Gene Ontology annotation, biological process: phosphorylation; cellular hyperosmotic response; phosphorelay signal transduction system. Gene Ontology annotation, molecular function: phosphorelay sensor kinase activity. The transcript has 6 exons. Bases 1 to 3906 code for a protein of 1301 amino acids. NCBI's taxonomy places the organism in Eukaryota, Fungi, Ascomycota, Sordariomycetes, Diaporthales, Diaporthaceae. The record is from RefSeq and is a predicted model, not a curated record.
AUGGCCGACAACUCGGCCUUGGCGGCCGCCGCCGCCAUCGUGAAGAGCCUGGCACAGGACUCUCACGCCCCCUCGUCCGCACACCGGGGUGCAGGGAAGCUCAUUGAGCUCCCAGGUGCAGACACAUUCGAGAAGCACCAGCUGGAGCGGGAGCUCGCCGCUCUCGUGUCACGAGUUCACCAGCUCGAGACGAGAGCAAACUCGACCGGUAUCGCCAACUUCCCCGACACGCCUAACGAAACCGCUGAUUCGGUGUUUGGUGAUGAUGCAGCAUCAUCACCUUCAGGAAUCGGUCGAGACGCCUCCAAAUCGAGACCCGGAAGCAUAGGGCGGAACGGGAAUAGCGGCGAGAAGUCUGUCCCCCUGACAGACGAGGCGCUCGAAGGCCUCCGAGAGCACGUCGACGACCAGUCAAAACUACUCGACAGCCAGCGGCAAGAGCUUGCCGGCGUCAAGGCCCAGCUCAUACAACAAGAACAGCUGCAGGAAAGGGCACUCGCGAUAAUAGAGCAAGAACGUGUUGCGACCCUCGAGCGAGAGCUAUGGAAGCACCAAAAAGCCAACGAGGCGUUCCAGAAAGCCCUUCGCGAGAUCGGCGACAUCUUGACCGCUGUGGCGCGUGGUGACCUCUCCAAGAGAGUGCGCCUCAAUACGGUAGAAAUGGACCCCGAAAUCACCACAUUCAAACGGACGAUAAAUACCAUGAUGGAUCAGCUCGGCGAUUUCUCCUCGGAAGUGUCACGUGUAGCUCGCGAGGUCGGUACGGAAGGAAUUCUGGGCGGCCAAGCUCAAAUCGAAGGCGUCGCUGGUACCUGGAAGGAACUGACCGACAAUGUGAAUAUAAUGGCCCAAAAUUUGACUGAUCAAGAGAUUGCAACUGUAACGACUAGUGUAGCCCACGGAGACCUUACCAAGAAGAUUGAGCGGCCCGCAAGGGGUGAGAUUUUCCAAUUGCAGCAGACCAUCAACACCAUGGUUGACCAGCUUCGAACCUUCGCUUCCGAGGUCACCAGAGUGGCCAAAGACGUCGGAACAGAAGGCAAGCUAGGAGGACAAGCCGAUGUGAAUGGUGUGAAAGGCAUGUGGAAUGAUUUGACUGUCAAUGUCAAUGCCAUGGCAGACAAUCUCACGACACAAGUGCGCGAUAUUAUCAAGGUUACGACUGCAAUCGCAAAGGGAGAUCUCACGCAGAAAAUCGAGGCUCAAUGCAAAGGAGAGAUAUUCGAGCUGAAGAACACGAUCAACUCCAUGGUGGAACAACUACAGCAAUUUGCCCGGGAAGUUACGAAAAUUGCCAAAGAGGUCGGUACCGAGGGACGCCUGGGUGGCCAAGCCACUGUACACGAUGUUGAAGGGACUUGGAAGGACCUCACGCAAAAUGUGAACGGUAUGGCCAUGAACCUCACGACACAAGUCAGAGAAAUAGCAACGGUCACAACUGCAGUCGCGAGGGGUGAUUUGAGCAAACGAAUCAGCGUCGAAGCCCAGGGCGAGAUCUUGGAUCUCAAAAACACCAUCAACACCAUGGUGGAUCGUCUGUCUACAUUUGCGUUUGAAGUGUCCAAAGUCGCACGAGAAGUCGGAACGGAUGGAACCCUCGGUGGCCAAGCUCAGGUCGAGAAUGUGGAGGGCAAGUGGAAAGAUCUCACAGAGAACGUCAACGUCAUGGCGUUAAAUUUGACCACUCAGGUCAGGGGCAUCUCCAGUGUUACACAAGCCAUUGCGAAUGGUGACAUGAGCCGCAAAAUCGACGUCGAAGCUAGGGGCGAGAUACUCAUACUGAAGGACACCAUCAACGACAUGGUUGACCGACUCAAUAGCUUCUGUAAUGAAGUGCAACGAGUAGCCAGGGAUGUCGGUAUUGACGGCAUUCUUGGCGGUCAAGCAGACGUCGCAGGGUUAAAGGGGAGAUGGAAGGAGAUCACGACAGAUGUCAACACAAUGGCUAACAACUUGACGGCCCAAGUGCGCGCUUUCGGGGACAUCACUAACGCUGCCACCGACGGGAACUUCACCAAGAUAGUGGAAGUAGAAGCCUCUGGGGAGAUGGAUGAGCUGAAGAGGAAGAUCAACCAGAUGGUGUUCAACCUCAGGGACAGUAUCCAGAGAAACACCCAGGCCCGAGAGGCUGCCGAACUGGCCAACAAGACGAAAUCCGAAUUCCUGGCGAACAUGUCGCACGAGAUCCGGACACCCAUGAACGGCAUCAUCGGAAUGACACAGCUUACGCUCGACACCGAUCUGACUCAAUACCAAAGGGAGAUGUUGAACAUAGUCAAUAGCUUGGCAAACAGCUUGCUCAUCAUCAUCGACGACAUUCUCGAUCUGUCCAAGAUCGAGGCAAGACGCAUGGUUAUCGAAGAGAUCCCAUAUACGUUACGAGGCACAGUCUUCAACGCCCUCAAGACGUUAGCGGUCAAGGCGAACGAGAAGAACCUGGAGUUGACAUACCAGGUCGACAGCUCGGUUCCUGAUCAUGUCGUGGGUGAUUCGUUCAGACUAAGGCAGAUCAUUCUCAACUUGGUCGGAAACGCCAUCAAAUUCACGGAGCACGGCAAGGUCAGCCUCCAGAUUCAAAAGUCAAAUCUUGAGGUCAAGAAGGACGAGUACGCUAUUGAAUUCGUGGUCAGUGAUACCGGCAUCGGUAUACCGGCUGAUAAGCUCGACCUCAUCUUCGACACCUUCCAGCAAGCUGACGGCUCCAUGACCCGGAAAUUUGGAGGUACAGGUCUCGGCUUGUCCAUCUCAAAGAGACUGGUCAACUUGAUGGGAGGUGAUAUUCGAGUGGAAAGUGAGCUUGGGCACGGCAGUGCGUUCUUCUUCACCUGCGUUGUACGAUCGGCCGUCGACGACGUCUCAUAUAUCGCGAAAUCGUUGAACCCCUAUAAGGGGCACGAGGUGCUCUUCAUCGACAAGGGGAACACCGGUCACGGAUCUGGGAUAGCGCAGAUGCUUCGGGGCCUGGGCCUUUUGCCCUCGAUUGUGGAUUCAGAGAAAGACCCAAUCCUUGUUAAGCAGCGCGAGAAGGGCACCACACCGUAUGAUGUUAUCAUUGUGGAUGAUCUGGAUACUGCGAGGAGGCUGCGGGCUAUUGACGACUUCAAGUACCUCCCUAUCGUUCUCUUGGCGCCUGUUGUACACGUCAAUCUGAAGUCGUGCCUCGACUUGGGCAUUACCUCGUACAUGACGACACCAUGCAAACUGAUCGAUCUCGGCAACGGCAUGAUCCCGGCACUCGAGAACAGAGCUGCGCCCUCACUGGCCGACAACACGAGGUCUUUUGACAUCCUUUUGGCCGAAGACAACGCCGUCAAUCAGAAGCUUGCUGUCAAGAUUCUUGAGAAGUACCAUCACGUCGUGACAGUCGUGGGUAACGGCGAAGAGGCAGUACAUGCUGUGCAGAAGAAGAAGUUCGACGUCAUUCUCAUGGACGUCCAAAUGCCAGUAAUGGGAGGCUUUGAGGCCACUGGCAAAAUCCGAGAGUAUGAGCGCAGUCUUGGGUCACAACGGACGCCAAUCAUAGCCCUCACAGCCCACGCCAUGAUGGGCGACAGGGAGCGGUGUAUCCAGGCUCAAAUGGACGAGUAUCUUUCCAAGCCUCUGCAACAAAACCACCUCAUACAGACGAUCCUUAAGUGCGCAACCCUUGGCGGCGCUCUGGCCGGGAACCGGGACCGGGACAUAUCGCGACAAGCUGAUGCUAAGGCCGCGGGAACCCGCGUUCCCACCGACCUGUCGGGAAACUACCUGCGGCCACAGAGGCCAGCGCUACAUUCACACGGCUCAGACAUCGUAAAAGGCCGGAUGGACAGCCCUGCUUUGGUGUCAGCUGACCAGGAGGACCCAUUGGCAAGGGCACGUAACAGCCUCUCCGCUCCUCCCGCCGGGCAAAAGCGCAAGCGUUAG